Molecule: messenger RNA, 907 nt
Organism: Pocillopora damicornis (cauliflower coral)
Lineage: Eukaryota; Metazoa; Cnidaria; Anthozoa; Scleractinia; Pocilloporidae
Source: RefSeq, a predicted model, not a curated record
CACCGUAGGAGUACGAGCACGGCGUAUGACAUAUCGAAGUUGUGGUGAAGUAUCGUACAAUCCCACAUCUUCCAUUUGCUGCGCUGAUCGAGUAAUACGAAUUUCGGGUUUUACUUCCUCGUGCUGUGGAGCCAAAGCUUACAACACAAGGUAUGGCAGGUGUUGCGGUGAUAAAAUUGUCAGAAAAUCAGGCUCAGCCUGUUGCAGUUCCCAACCCUACGACAAAAGAGUCCGAAUGUGCUGCGCCGGUAAAGUAGUCGAUAAAUCUGGCUUUACCUCAGCCUGCUGUGGUUCCAAAUCCUACAACUCAAGAACACAAUUGUGUUGUGAUGGUAAAGUAGUUGGUAGAUCGGUUCCAGCCUUGGCUUGUUGUGGAUCUCAAACCUACGACAAAAAAUUCCGAAUGUGCUGUGGCAAUAAAAUAGUCGGUAAAUCUGGUUUUACCUCAGCCUGCUGUGGUCUACAGUCAUACAACACGCGAAGCAAAAUGUGCUGUGCCGGUAAAAUAGUCGGUAAAUCUGGCUUAACCUCAGCUGCCUGCUGUGGUUCCAAAUCCUACGACACAAGAAGACAAUUGUGUUGUGAUGGUAAAGUAGUUAGUAGAUCAGUUCCAGCCCCACUGGCCUGUUGUGGAUCUCAAACCUACAACAAAAGAUUCCGAAUGUGCUGUGGUGGUAAAAUAGUCGGUAAAUCUGGUUUUACCUCAGCCUGCUGUGGUUCCAAAUCCUACAACUCAAGAACACAAUUGUGUUGUGAUGGUAAAGUAGUUGGUACAUCGGCUCUAGCCCCGCUGGCCUGUUGUGGAUCUCAAACCUACAACAAAAGAGUCCGAAUGUGCUGUGGCGGUAAAAUAGUGGGUAAAUCUGGUUUUACCUCAGCCUGCUUGGAACGUGAUUUCUACUGCUGA